Asterias rubens (European starfish) is the source of this 4819-nucleotide messenger RNA. RefSeq names its product prospero homeobox protein 1-like. The transcript has 6 exons. Lineage: Eukaryota; Metazoa; Echinodermata; Asteroidea; Forcipulatida; Asteriidae. Gene Ontology annotation, cellular component: nucleus. The record is from RefSeq and is a predicted model, not a curated record. Gene Ontology annotation, molecular function: RNA polymerase II cis-regulatory region sequence-specific DNA binding; DNA-binding transcription factor activity, RNA polymerase II-specific. Gene Ontology annotation, biological process: regulation of transcription by RNA polymerase II. Bases 2367 to 4565 code for a protein of 732 amino acids.
UGAGGUCCCUGUUAUCAAGAUGGUUUUUAUUUCACCCCUAGUUAAUGAUUACCAAGUUUGUGAAUAUCCAAACAUUUCCCUAUGGAGCUUAAAGAACCGCAUUAUCUGGCCCAACAAUGUAGAAAGCAAACUAAUAAGUAAGCCCCAGCUGUCUUAUCAGAAUAACCAAACACUGGCCAGUUUACUUCACUAGUUUUGAGUGUCAUUAAGGAAUUCUAGUCAGAAUUCUUUGGACUAUUUCCAGCAGGAACCUUGUAUAUAUAUAUAUAUAGGGGCUCACUUCCUCAUGAUUGGAAGAGAAAAGCUACAACCACUUGAAUCUUCCGUAGUCCUUUCAGCAUUUUGUUCGAAAAACCUAAGACCAAUUACUGUGGGUUGACGGGGCUCUUAUCUACACGUGUUACCGUUCCCCCACCCCCCAUCUCUCAGCCUGUUUCUCACUGUGUUUGUCUCUGGCUGUGUCUGCAUCUCUGGUACGGGGAGCCUUGUUUGCUCAGGGUAUCGUGUGCAGCUGUUGUCUACGAUGGCUGGAGAUCAGUCGAGCCUAGCCUGCACAAUUGGCGCUCCUCACACACUUCAAGGUUUACCCUUUGUUCCAGUUACCUUCAUUCUCCUCAUUUUUCCCCACCAGUACAGCCUGCCAAUCCAACCAACCUAUAUUUUUACAAGUGGAACAAUGCGUGUGUUUUGUGUGCAACUUUUAAUAUGUGUUAUAUUGAAAUUUGCUCCUUUCAAAAGUAUAAGGAACUGAUGGUCGGUUUGGCCUUAUGAAAAUGUGAAUGGUUAUAUCAAGGCUAUAAAAAUUCAAACACAUGCCGGAUCUUGGAAGCAGAAAUGAACAUACAUAAAUUCCUAUAAAUGCUCAACCAUUUUUUGAUCUACCCGGUACAUGAAUGACUCUGUCUGCUCCAUUUCUUAUAUUUCUUUCCCCAACUUGACCGGCUACAUUGACAUGUAACAACAAAACUCGGAACAGGCUGUUCUUGAACUUUGAUGACCAGAUAAAAAUAAAGGCAGUAUGAGUAAUGUGAACUGCUGGACUGGAAUCCAUAAAUAAAUUGGCUGUUCAUUUUAUUGUAAUCAACAGGUUGGCGCUGCGGCUCAUGUAAAUGUAUAAUCCAUUAUUUGCGUUCUUGGGGGGAGUCUUUCUAUGGUCUAAUGGCUAUUUCCCUCAGUCAGUAAUCCUUACAUUUAACAUCUUGAUUGUUCCCACAGUUGAGUACGCAAACAUACUUAGCCAUCCAUGUCCCCUUGCAUAUUAUCUAUUAAAGUUUGUUUACUUUCAUAUGUACCAUUUUGCUGUCUGGUGUGGCUGAUGUCUAUUUAGCCAUGCGUGUAUUGUAUACACUCAGUUUGAACGGUUGUGGUAUACGAGAAAAGGCACUUGCCAUUUUAAUAGUUUAACUGCAUGUUUCUUUGAAUGCCAUCCCCGUGACCCAAAAUGACCAAGACUGUCUAUUAUGUGUAGAGGGCCUUUGUGUUGCUCCUGUGGACCCAGGUAAACAGGCAGCACUUCCAAGGUCAGAGUGGUUCCUUUGUUGUGGUUCUCUUUUGUGACAUCACAGUCUUCCUUAUUCCUGCUCAGUACUCCUUGAAGUAAAGCCCCCCGUCGCGACCAAUGGGAAAGGAAGUGAGCGAAAAUCAGGUUUGGGUUGGGCUUUAGAAUUUCUCACUACGCAUGUUCGGGGGUGGAUACAGGUGUGUUUAUUGCACACAAUGAACGUCUGCUGGCCCUCGUGGGUCAUCCACACCGUUUUGAUCCAAGACAUUUCAUAUACACUUCAACACACAAUGCCCAUCUCUUGAUGAUAAUGGUGUACCAUAUUGCUGAUUGGUUUAAUGUGGAUGGUGGUUUUGUUACAAGGUGUGGCCUCAUCGAUAGAGUUGGUCGAUGUACAUCCACCAGGCUCUUUUUUUGUUGCACUGAGGCUCUUUAAGCUUGAUUGAUUAUUAGCAGCAUAUGGCAAGUCCUUCAGCCAGCCCCCUGAUAAUCUGAGAUCCGGGAUAUAUAUAGUUACAAUACAUUUAUACAGAGUCACUUGCAUAAAAGAGGGCGGAGAGACAUCCAGAUCGAGAUCCAGAGAGCUCGGGAUAAAGGAUAUACAGGGUCACCAACCAACUGUCCUGUGGUCCAGAUCCAGGUGAUGACACUGGGUGUAGAUUUUGCCGCGGCAGUUCUGCAGCUCAAAGUUCAAGUCACGUUUGUUUACCAAGAUGACGCCAACAACAAGAUGUUUCUGAGUUAGUUUCCUGACAAAGAAGGAAAUACACAUUCCACGAAAAAACCCAUUCCAAUCAACUCGACCAAAACUCUCGUGCAAUACCACCACCAGGACUUAUUUUAGUAACCACUCCAACAAAACCCAAUGUCGACAGAGGUGGAAGAUUACAAUUCUCGUGCGUCCAAGAGACGGCGAGUCGAUGUGGGCGUCCCGAGAGGCACUCAUGCUCACCACCAGAACAAAAUCGGCGCAGUUGUUACAAAUGGUGGUAUUGCUUAUGAAACAGACAACUCUGAUGUGUUACGAACUUUGUUGAAGAACAGCAAGAAAAGCCAGAACGGGACAGUGACACCGCCGUUGGAGAAUCCAAACGAAUCUCCUCUCAUGAUGUCACAACUACUCAAAGCAAAGGCGAAAGAGUUUGAAGAAUUUGAUGCUGCAAUGGAAAAGAAUGCCGAAACCUCAGAACAUGACGAGACAGAACUGUCCUCGGAUGAAUUAGAAACAAUGGAUGGUAGUGCCAAUGAUGCAUCGGCUAUCCCUGACUGCUACUCGGCCAAUCGGGUUAAAUGUAACGGGAACAGCACUAUGAGUCCGGGCAGCAUGAGUCCAGGGAACAUGAGUUCAGAUAACAUGUGCCCGGGGGAGGUCAGCCCGAAUCCCUUGAGCGAGGAUAGUGUGAAGGCAAAGAGAGCAAGAGUAGAGAACAUCAUCACCUCAAUGCGCCAGUCACCAUCUUGCCCCCAAUCCAGCCAGGGAGCCAACCCAGUGCCAGAACCUACUAGAGCCAAACGCAAACAAGCCCAACCUCAACAGCAGAAAUCCUCAGAAGCAGAGAGCAACCAGACCAAGCAACUACGGCGCCAAGAAAGACGUCGCCUCAAGUACCUCCUCGGACAUUUGCAGCAGCAGCUGGACGUCUUGCAAGAAAAGUACUUUGACCUAUACGAAGAAGACAACAGCAGCCUAUCAGAUGCCUCCGAUGAUCUCGAUGAUUUGAACGAACCAAUCGACACAAUGUCUGCUAUCCGCAAAUGUGAGAACACCGAGGCACAAAAGACAGGCCAAAAAGUCCAUCGAAAAGGUAUGAAUGGCUCAAUCCCAAAGGAAAGCCACCAGAAACUCCGCAACUCUCUUAAGCAACAGUUGACAAAUGCCUUGUCCACCACGGUUGAUUCGGUGAUUGAUCGUUUUGCAGAUGUCGAAGACCGACGGGGCAUUAACAACAAUAACAACAACAAGCUUCGCACUGCACUCCCCAAAAACCUCAGUCCUGAAAUGUCCACUUCAGUACUACAACAAGCUGCAAGAAACGCAACUCUGAUUGUGCCCGUACCAGCCAAGCGGCCUACAAACACCUCAUCACAAGGCCAUCAGCAUCAUCGCAUACAAUCACAACAGCAACAACAGGAGCAACUUGAGCAGACCGAAGCCAUCUCUCUGGUCAUCCCAAAGCGUAGCCGCAGUAAAGACAGCGAGUCGGUGCUACGCAUCGGCCAGCCUGAUGACGUGAAACAGGAUCACGUCAUACCGACGAUGUUACCGACAUCAGUUGCUAUUCCAAACCCAAGUCUGUAUCCAUCCUUUCCAUCCAUGAUGAUGACGCCACCAGCUUAUCCAUCACUGCAGGACAAGGACUCUCUUCUAGACGACAUGAGGUAUGGACAGAGCCCUCUAUUGACCCACUCUCAGCAGACCUCGAUUUCCAACCACGGGGGAGGGGAUCUCGGCGACGUUCCCCACACUAUCAACGAUGGCCUGUCAUAUUCCUUUAUCAAAUCUGAAGAUAGCGAUUCCAUGAUGAGAGGCUCACCGGGAUUGUCUGAUCUGUCGGGCUACUCACCAGCUAACGGGACCUCCCUGACAUCUACACUGACUCCUACUCACCUACGCAAGGCCAAGUUGAUGUUCUUCUACACACGGUACCCCAGCUCUGCCCUCCUCAGACAGCACUUUCUGGACGUUAAAUUCAACAGGCACAACACUUCACAGAUCAUUAAGUGGUUCAGCAACUUCCGUGAGUUCUACUACAUUCAGAUGGAGAAGUUUGCCCGACAGGCCAUGAGCGACGGAGUGGACAAGAGUGAAGACCUUCUGGUCAUCCGAGACAUGGAGCUGUUCCGUACUCUCAACAUGCAUUACAACAAGAGCAAUGAGUUCCAGGUUCCAGAAUCCUUUAUGAGUGUGUCAACUUGCACCCUGCGUGAAUUCUUCGAAGCCAUCAAACUCGGCAAGGAUUCCGAACCCUCCUGGAAGAAGACAAUCUACAAAGUGAUCGGCAAACUGGACGAGCCGCUGCCCGAUUUAUUCAAGUCGUCCAACUGUUUGGAGGAGCUCGAGUAAAGACGACGGAAAGAGAGGAACUGAAGAUUACUCCAUGCAUUCCAACACCUGUUGAUUCCAUGAAUCACUGAAGAUAACUUAAUCUUGGGUUUCAAAUUAGAUUAGAUAUCUAUGAGAAAAUGUUCCCUAAAGCCCCUUUCACACGAGAGCAAUUUAGUAGGGGUGCCUUGCUAAAUUGUGGCAUGGUUGUAAAAUUUUACAAAAUGUACCUCAUGUGAUAGGACAACAAUUGUUUCUCCUGUCCAAGUUCUCUU